GUGGAGAACACCCCCCAGAAUAACGAGUGCAAGAUGGUGGAUCUGAGGGGGGCCAAGGUGGCCUCCUUCACCGUGGAGGGCUGCGAGCUCAUCUGCCUGCCCCAGGCUUUCGACCUCUUCCUGAAGCACUUGGUGGGGGGCUUGCACACGGUCUACACCAAGCUGAAGCGGCUGGAGAUCACGCCCGUGGUCUGCAACGUGGAGCAGGUCCGCAUCCUGAGGGGGCUGGGGGCCAUCCAGCCCGGGGUCAACCGCUGCAAGCUCAUCUCCAGGAAGGAUUUCGAGACCCUCUACAACGACUGCACCAACGCCAGUUCUAGACCUGGAAGGCCCCCUAAGAGGACUCAAAGUGUCACCUCCCCAGAGAAUUCGCAUAUCAUGCCACAUUCUGUCCCAGGCCUAAUGUCUCCUGGAAUCAUCCCGCCAACAGGCCUGACAGCAGCAGCUGCAGCGGCAGCAGCUGCCACCAACGCAGCCAUAGCAGAAGCAAUGAAAGUGAAAAAAAUUAAAUUGGAAGCUAUGUCCAACUAUCAUGCAAAUAACAACCAGCAUGGCGCAGACUCUGAAAAUGGAGAUCUGAAUUCCAGUGUCGGAUUGGAACUGCCUUUUAUGAUGAUGCCCCACCCGUUAAUUCCAGUGAGCCUACCUCCAGCAUCUGUCACGAUGGCAAUGAGCCAGAUGAAUCACCUUAGUACCAUCGCCAACAUGGCAGCAGCAGCACAAGUGCAGAGUCCUCCAUCCCGAGUUGAGACAUCUGUUAUUAAGGAACGUGUUCCAGACAGCCCUUCUCCUGCUCCUUCUCUUGAAGAGGGCCGAAGACCUGGCAGCCAUCCAUCCUCUCACCGAAGCAGCAGUGUGUCCAGCUCUCCUGCACGGACCGAGAGCUCUUCAGACAGAAUCCCUGUCCAUCAGAAUGGGCUAUCUAUGAACCAAAUGCUGAUGGGUUUGUCACCUAAUGUCCUGCCUGGACCUAAGGAGGGUGAUCUGGCUGGUCAUGACGUGGGACAUGAGACAAAAAGAAUACACAUUGAGAAAGAUGAGACCCCGCUCUCCACACCAACCGCAAGAGACAGCCUUGACAAACUUUCUCUAACUGGGCAUGGGCAACCACUACCUCCGGGUUUUCCAUCUCCUUUUCUAUUCCCUGAUGGAUUGUCCUCCAUAGAGACCCUUCUGACUAACAUCCAGGGUCUACUAAAGGUUGCUAUAGACAAUGCCAGAGCUCAAGAGAAACAGGUCCAACUGGAAAAGACAGAGCUGAAGAUGGAGCUAUUCAGGGAACGAGAACUGAGGGAAACACUUGAAAAACAGUUGGCUGUGGAGCAGAAGAACAGAGCAAUAAUUCAGAAGAGACUAAAGAAGGAAAAGAAGGCAAAGAGGAAAUUGCAGGAAGCACUUGAAUUUGAGACUAAACGACGGGAGCAAGCAGAACAGACACUGAAACAGGCAGCUUCAACAGAUAGUCUCAGGGUCCUAAAUGACUCUCUGACCCCAGAGAUAGAAGCUGACCGCAGCGGGGGCAGAACAGAUGCUGAAAGGACAAUACAAGGUUCACUAGAUGCCUAUGCCUAG
Messenger RNA from Opisthocomus hoazin, 1572 nucleotides. It is a transcript of the gene DACH1, whose product is annotated as dachshund family transcription factor 1. Gene Ontology annotation, biological process: regulation of transcription by RNA polymerase II. The record is from RefSeq and is a predicted model, not a curated record. Gene Ontology annotation, cellular component: nucleus; transcription regulator complex. Lineage: Eukaryota; Metazoa; Chordata; Aves; Opisthocomiformes; Opisthocomidae. Gene Ontology annotation, molecular function: DNA-binding transcription factor activity, RNA polymerase II-specific; RNA polymerase II cis-regulatory region sequence-specific DNA binding.